GGCCUUAACAAGGAAGGGCCCCUUUCUCCUUUGAUUUCAUUUUCAGAAUAAUAAAACAAUGUUUUCAUCCUACAAAUAAACUAAUGUAACCGCUGUUCAAAGAAAAAUAAAUCACUAGUUUAUUUCUUUCAACAACAAAAUCAGUGGUCACGUUUUAUUGAAACUAAAACAAGUUUACUCAUACAUAUUUAGACUGUUAUUAUAAUAUAAAGAAAAGGUGAAUUUGUGGGACUUAAGCCUUUAUACAGUUACUCAGUUGGAAAAAAAUCCUUUUGUGCAUUCCUGUACAUUUUACAUGAUUUAUUUUCAGCAAACCAGUUCCAGUGCACAGCAAACCAGUUCCAGUGCACAGCAAACCAGUUCCAGUGCACAGCAAACCAGUUCCAGUGCACAGCAAACCGGUUCCAGUGCACAGCAAACCAGAUCCAGUGCACAGCAAACCGGUUCCAGUGCACAGCAAACCAGUUCCAGUGCACAGCAAACCGGUUCCAGUGCACAGCAAACCAGUUCCAGUGCACAGCAAACCGGUUCCAGUACACAGCAAACCGGUUCCAGUGCACAGCAAACCGGUUCCAGUGCACAGCAAACCGGUUCCAGUGCACAGCAAACCAGUUCCAGUGCACAGCAAACCAGUUCCAGUGCACAGCAAACCAGUUCCAGUGCACAGCAAACCAGUUCCAGUGCACAGCAAACCAGUUCCAGUGCACAGCAAACCAGUUCCAGUGCACAGCAAACCAGUUCCAGUGCACAGCAAACCAGUUCCAGUGCACAGCAAACCAGUACACUUGGGAUGUCGGAGAGUACCCCCAAUCCAGAGGAUUUGCAGCACAUGGUCAAUAAGAGGUAUGGUAACAGUGAUGCCAUCACACUGUUUAUGCACUUGCCACUGCAAGGACUGCUGGAUUGGAUGUCAUCAGAAAUGAAUUUGAGGAUCAGGGCAACGGCCCCAGUACGAUGUGUUACUCAAAAUCCCAGAUCAAGCAUCAAACACAUUCAGCAAAAAGAGCAGAUUUCAAUGACUCUCUGUGACAAAUGCUGGAUUUGUCACUCUUCACGCCACUGGACAGACCAGUGUGACAAGUUCAAAGCACUGAGUCGAGAGAGCCAAUUUAAGAUGGCUACUUUUGAGGCAGCUGAAGAAGGUAAAAAGGGCAAGAAAACUGACUUAUUGUACAAUAACUAGAAGGAUUUAAAUGACAACAUCAAUAAUUCACCAAACCUUUUAAGUACCAAAACUGCAACAAGUAAAUGUGUCUAUUCUAUAAAAGUGUUCCCUUAAUAUUUACAUUGCAUACAAAAUGUACAAUAUAUACCUUCAUUAAUAAUAAUAAAAGAGCUGAAGAUCAAAAAGCAUUCAUUAUAAACGUAGUGUUUCAAAUAAUAAUGUUCAUGUCUUAAAUGAAACAUUGAGUGCUUGAACUGGAUCAUGCUACAUGAUUCAUGCACAGCAGAGACAGACACAGGACCCAGUUCAAAACCAUCGCUAGGCCUUAGUCUCUAGCUUGGGCUCCGUCAGUCAUUUUGAAAGUGUAUACCUUUGAGAUGGGACUUUGAACCGGUGGAUGGUGCCUGCGUCUGAGUCAAGACUAAGUCAUCGUUUAAAAAAGGGUCAUAGCCUAGCAGAAAAAACUUGAUUUAUAACUUUCUGCUAAUCAUAAAUGAGCAGGAUACCAGUCACACAUUGAACUUGUGACUGAAAGUUUGGCUGAUAACCUUAUUUUGGUGAGCGUAGUUUUGGUUGUGCUUAGCUGGUGUAGUGCUUAAAAUUGAGCCAGCCCUGGGCCAGAUUUCACAAAUCAGUUAAGCUGAAAAUGUUAUUCAAGGAUUUGGGUACUUUUUGUAACACAAAACACAAUGUCCACAGAUUUACAUUAAACUUACACCGUUUGAA
This is a messenger RNA of Asterias rubens (European starfish), 1891 nucleotides long. RefSeq names its product secreted protein CSS1-like. Lineage: Eukaryota; Metazoa; Echinodermata; Asteroidea; Forcipulatida; Asteriidae. Bases 296 to 1183 code for a protein of 295 amino acids. The record is from RefSeq and is a predicted model, not a curated record. The transcript is spliced from 2 exons. Gene Ontology annotation, cellular component: membrane. Gene Ontology annotation, biological process: signal transduction.